AUGUCAAGCACAAUAUUCUUCAAGUUUCGGUCUCAGAAGGAUACUUCAAGGAUUUUGUUCGAUGGGACGGGUAUAACUGUUUUUGACUUGAAGAGGGAUAUCAUUCAAGAGACUAAACUUGGAGAUGGGACUGAUUUCCAACUGAGAUUGUACAAUCCAGAUACGGGCGAAGAAUAUGAGGACGAUUCAUAUGUAAUUCCACGUUCCUCUAGCGUGGAGGUGCGCAGGUCACCAGCCAUAAAAGUUAAUGGAUUAAAUGGUAGGGUAUCGCUGGGCAAUGCCUCUAGAUACGUGACAGGUAAGCCACGGGUGAACAAGAUGAGCCAUACGCAGGUGGCAAAUACCAAUGUCAACACCAGUGGUAUGACAGAGGAGGAUGCCAUUGCUAGUAUGUUUGCAAAUCAAGAAAGUCAAUGGCAGCAAACGCAGCAAGAGAUGUCAUCUGCCACUCCAGUAUUUCAUAAAGGAGGGCCUGCGUCUCAUGAUGAGGGGCCUCCACCACCAGGGUAUAUGUGUUAUAGAUGUGGUGGGAAAGAUCAUUGGAUUAAGAACUGCCCCACCAACUCCGAUCCAAACUUCGAAGGGAAGCGUAUAAGACGUACUACCGGUAUUCCAAAGAAGUUUUUGAAAUCGGUAGAGAUAGACCCUUCUACUAUGACCCCUGAAGAGAUGGCACAACGGAAAAUUAUGGUUACAGACGAGGGUAAUUUCGUGGUGCAAGUUGCCGAUCAACACUCUUGGGACGAUUAUCAACGUAAACAACAAGCGCGUGUGAUGAACCAAGGGGACAUUGUUUGGUCCAAGGGCCAUUUUGCAGAUCUGCCAGAAGACCUCAAAUGCCCCAUAACGGGCGGAUUACUGCGACAACCGGUAAAGACCAGUAAAUGCUGUCAAAAAUCGUUCUCCAAGCAGGCGUUAGAGGACGUACUUGUAGAGAGGGAUUUUGUGUGUCCUGAAUGUGGGGCAGAAGACGUGUUGCUAGACUCUCUGGUACCCGAUGACGAGAAACAAGCACAAGUGGAGAAAUUCUUGGAAGAACAUGGCGUUAAAAGAGACGGCGCCUUUGAAGAUGAUGAAAAAAUUUCUAAAAAACCCAAAUUACCUAUGCCCGUACCGCCCUUUGGAAUGCCUUUCCCCAUGUUCCCCAUGCCGUUCUUACCCAACAUGCCUCCUCCACCUCCAAAGCAUACUUGA
Messenger RNA from Lachancea fermentati, 1194 nucleotides. NCBI's taxonomy places the organism in Eukaryota, Fungi, Ascomycota, Saccharomycetes, Saccharomycetales, Saccharomycetaceae. The record is from the annotation of a GenBank genome assembly.